Messenger RNA from Tripterygium wilfordii, 2196 nucleotides. Its product is annotated as zinc finger CCCH domain-containing protein 43-like. NCBI's taxonomy places the organism in Eukaryota, Viridiplantae, Streptophyta, Magnoliopsida, Celastrales, Celastraceae. The record is from RefSeq and is a predicted model, not a curated record. The transcript is spliced from 7 exons. The coding region runs from base 57 to 1847 and encodes 596 amino acids. Gene Ontology annotation, molecular function: mRNA binding; metal ion binding.
CCUGAGUUUUAUUUCCUUCCUUGUGUACACUACUUCCGUUCUCAUCUGGAUUUCUUAUGGAUCUCUCUCGCAUAAAAUCAGGGUUUCGAAAGUUUUGUGAUGCUGCGUUACUUACAAAGAACGACUCUGAAAAGAUCAUUGUCUCCAAACCCGACGACGAAUCUAAAUUAGGGUUUCAAUCUUCGGUUUCCAAUUCCGAUCAAGAUGACGCCUCGCUCCACGAGCACCUCCGGAAGAGUUUAAGUUUGAAUGCGGUGCGAGAACGAGAAGGAGAAGAUGAAGAGAAAGAAGUGGCGGUGAAGAUUUCGAACGAAAAGGAAAGGGGAGAUGAAAUAGAAGACGGUGCGAAGAGCAAAGAAAGUGAUGGAGAUAUCAAGGCGUCUGAGAAUGAAGAGAAAGCGAUAGGCGCAGAGGAGCCGGAGAAGAAGGGUGAAUGUGACUGGAUAGGUGCAACGAAGCAUGAAAAGCAGGAUGAAUAUGACUGGACAGGUGCGGACGAGCCUGAGAAGAGGGUUGAAUAUGACUGGAUUGGCACAGAGGAGCAUGAGACCAAGGGGGAAUAUGGCUGGAAUAGUACAGGCGAGCAUGAGUACAAGGGGGAAGAUGGCUGGAAUAGUACAGGCAAGCAUGAGUACAAGGGGGAAGAUGGCUGGAAUAGUACAGGCGAGCAUGAGUACAAGGGGGAAUAUGGCUGCAAUAGUACAGGCGAGCAUGAGUACAAGGGAGAAGAUGGCUGGAAUAGUACAGGCGAGCAUGAGUACAAGGGGGAAUAUGGCUGGAAUAGUACAGGCGAGCAUGAGUACAAGGGUGAGUAUAGCUGGAAUGGUGCAGACGAGCAUGCAAAUCGGGAUGGGACAUACGAUAAUGGUAGCAGUGAUAAUAAGAAGUGUUUAUACCCGGUGAGGCCUGAAGCAGGAGAUUGUGCCUUCUAUAUGAAAACAGGGAAUUGCAAAUUCGGAUCCAAUUGCAAGUUUAAUCAUCCUGUUAUACGGAAAAACCAGGGCAUUAAAGAAAAGGUGAAGGAAAGGGAAGACUUAUCAGAGAACCCGGGUCAGACCGAGUGCAAGUAUUACCUGAGGACAGGAGGGUGUAAGUUUGGGAGUGCCUGUAGAUACAACCAUUCAAGAGUGAAAGAAACAGUGGUCCAUCAAACUGAAGAACUUAAUUUUCUUGGCCUGCCAAUCCGGCCGGGAGAGAAAGAGUGUCCAUAUUACAUGCGUAAUGGCUCCUGCAAAUUUGGAGCAAAUUGCAGGUUUAACCAUCCUGAUCCUACAGCUGCCGGAGGAAGUGACCUUGCUUCAGGAUAUGGUAAUGGUGGGUCUGCAACUUUACAGAGUACCUCCCAGUCCGGUGUUGCUCCCUGGUCUUUGCCAAGGACAAUAAAUGAGACUGCCCCGUUUGUUCCAGUGAUGUUUUCACCGGCCCCUGUGUUUCCUCCCCAAAGUCCAGAAUGGAAUGGCUUUCAGGCUCCUCAAUAUCCACCAGAAAGGAGUAUUCGUCCACUUCCUGCAUAUGUUAUGACCAACCCUGCAACUGAGACCAAUGCGUAUACUCAUCAUCAGGAGUCCCAGAUGCUAGUUGAUCAGUUCCCAGAACGACCUGGCCAAUCUGAAUGCACUUACUUUAUGAAAACUGGGGACUGUAAAUUCAAAAUGAACUGCAAAUUUCAUCAUCCAAAAAGUCGUAUCUCAAAAUCACUUCCAUCUGCUUUAAGUGACAGAGGCCUUCCUCUGAGACCUGAUCAAAACAUCUGUUCGCAUUAUAGUCGCUAUGGCAUUUGCAAGUUUGGCCCAGCUUGUAAAUUUGACCAUCCAAUCCAACAGUCUUCUUCAACUGUGUCUUCUUAAGAUCAUCUGCAUUCAUUUGGUGACUCCGGGACUGCAGGUGAGGACACAAUGGCUGGCAAUGGAACUUACCUUGCAGUUAGGCUGCCUGUGUAAAUUUUUUUGUAUUUUACCUCCGUUGUGGAUUUGAUUUUUUUUUUCCGGAAAUUAAUUAACUCGUACUUGCAUUCUGCUACCAGCCUGCCAUGGAAUUUUUAUGGGUAGGUAUUUUAUAUUUAUAUUUAUCUUUGAUGGUUGUAAACAUGUAGAAAAAGCAGAUAUUUGAAAAGCCUCGCCGAAUGACAAACUUUCACAGUUUGUCUAUAUCCUCUAAAGUAAUUUUAGAAUGAACAUGGUUUGUGGGUUAUGUAAA